CAUCCACUCGGCCGAACCGAAGCCGCAGUUUACCCCCCACCAAAACUCGACUAAAAGUCAAGCAAAAACCUAAAUCGCAGCGCGACGGCGACGGCGACGCGCCGAUGGGCAACGCCGGAAGCAGCGGCCGCCCCAACCUGCCACCGCCGCGGCCUCAUCUGCAUGGGGUGCCCCCACCGUACUACCACCAGUACCCGCCGUGGCGCCCGGGCGCCGCCGCGCCGCCGCCGGUGCCGUUCCCCACGCACGUGGAGCGGCACAGGGCCGUUGCGGUGAGCGUCGGCGUCAACGUCAAGGGGCAUACCCUGCGGCUGGAGCGCGACGACGACGGCGGCGGCCACCUGCUCGCCUUCUCCUUCGACGCCGACGCCCCCGGGAGCAUAACAGUCUACUUCUUUGCACAAGAAGCUGAUGAUUCUGUCCUGAAGGGUACAAAGGAAAAUUUGCUCAAACCUGUCACGGUAACUUUUAAGGAAGGUCAUGGUCAGGAGUUCAGGCAACCUAGUGGAACUGGAAUCAAGCUCUCAAUGUUUGAGGAAUCUGAGCUAACUAAGGUUGGGGAGGAUCAUGUAUUUCCGCUUGCAUUGAAAGUGGAAGUGGGUGUGCCAAGUAACCAAGAAUUAGGAAGGGAACAUGAUGCUGAAGACUCGAAGUCUUUGGCUAAAUUUGCUGUGUUUGUUAAGAAAGACAGUGCUGAAUAUGGGAUCAACAUUGUGCAGCAGAUACUGUGGGUAAAUGGAACCAGAUAUGUCUUGCAGGAGAUAUACGGUAUUGGGAACAGGAACACAGCUGACAGGAAUGUUAAUGAGGAUGAUUCUGGAAAAGAAUGUGUGGUUUGUCUAACAGAACCAAGAGAUACAACUGUUCUUCCAUGCAGGCAUAUGUGCCUAUGCAGGGAGUGUGCUCAGACAUUAAGGUUCCAGACCAACAAAUGCCCCAUGUGCAGGCAGCCUGUUGAGAGCCUUCUUGAGAUUAAGGUUGAUAGCACACCCAGGCAUCAAGGAGGAGAUCAGUAGUUUGGGAACCCUCAAAGGAAGUUCCGUUUGAUUGUUAGCAACUGUAAUUGGAUGUAUAUAUAUCGCGUGUUAAAAUGAAAUUACCGUGCUUUCGGCAAAGAACAGAACAUGGAAGGUAUACACUAAGCUGACCGUGAUGUUCUCUUUGCGUGUGACAUGGAAUUUAAAACAGGCAACAUCUAUUGUCUGGGCUUGAGCUUUCAAAUGUACGACUGGUUCUAACGUUA
Messenger RNA from Triticum aestivum (bread wheat), 1243 nucleotides. Its product is annotated as probable E3 ubiquitin-protein ligase LOG2. Gene Ontology annotation, molecular function: ubiquitin protein ligase activity. Lineage: Eukaryota; Viridiplantae; Streptophyta; Magnoliopsida; Poales; Poaceae. The record is from RefSeq and is a predicted model, not a curated record. Gene Ontology annotation, biological process: protein ubiquitination. The coding region runs from base 105 to 1016 and encodes 303 amino acids. The transcript is spliced from 3 exons.